Drosophila obscura is the source of this 1329-nucleotide messenger RNA. Its product is annotated as serine protease inhibitor 42Dd. The transcript has 4 exons. Lineage: Eukaryota; Metazoa; Arthropoda; Insecta; Diptera; Drosophilidae. Gene Ontology annotation, molecular function: serine-type endopeptidase inhibitor activity. The record is from RefSeq and is a predicted model, not a curated record. The coding region runs from base 96 to 1313 and encodes 405 amino acids.
AGCCCCAUACCGUCAGCCGAACACCUAGCACCGCGAGCUCCACUGCUUGAUUCCGUUACCAAUAUUUAAUUAUAUUUCUAUUUUCUCGUUGAGAAAUGGCACUGGCCGAGGUUAGCCGAAAUCAGUUUUCUCGGGAACUGGUGAAUGCCAUCACCAAGAAUGCUCUCGAGCAGAGCAGUCAGCCAGGCGUCAAUACAGUCGUCUCGCCGGCCUCCAUACAGAGCUGUUUGACACUGGCCUUUAUGGCGGCAUCCGGAUCGACGGCCGAAGAGCUGCGGCAGGGCUUGCACCUGGGACCGGGCGACAGGGCGCACAUUGCCCGUUCCUUUGGCGAGUUCUGGACAACCAGCUGCAACUACGGCGCUAUGGGACCCGUGCUGAAGUCUGUCAACCGCUUGUAUGUGAACGAUACGCUGGAACUGCAGCCGGAGUUUAAUGCGGUUGCCUGGGACUUCUUCCAGUCGAAGGCAGAGGCCGUAAAGUUCUCCAACGCGGUGGCCGUGACGGACCAGAUCAACUCCUGGGUGAAGGAGCAGACGGAAGACAAAAUCAGUGAGCUGCUGCAGUCGGAUGCAGUCGACCAGGAGACGAGUGCAGUGCUCAUCAACGCUCUGUACUUCAAGGGCAAGUGGCGGAAGCCCUUCACACCGGAGACCACCCAGCAGGACGACUUCUGCUUGAACUUGCGAGACCGCGUGAAGGUGGACAUGAUGUACCAGGAGGACAAGUUCAAGUACGCCGAGCUGCCCCACCUGCAGGCACGGGCCGUGCAGCUUCCCUACGAGCACUCGAACAUCUCCAUGCUGAUCAUCCUGCCCGACACCACGUGCGGCAUACUAGAUCUAGAGGAGCGGCUGAAGUCGGUGGAUCUGGCCGAUAUUGAGGAUGCCAUGACACUGGAGGAUGUGGAUAUAGCCAUGCCCAAGCUGACCAUCGAAUUCGAUGUGGAUCUCAAGGACGUACUCAUGCAGCUGGGGAUAUCGGAGGUCUUUGGCAACGAGGCCAAUCUGGACAGACUCUUCACCACGAAGACGGGACAAAAGAUUUCGGCGGCCAAGCAUCGCGGUUACAUCAGCAUAAACGAGGCAGGAUCUGAGGCAGCGGCAGCGACGUUCAUGAAGAUUGUACCGAUGAGUCUGAACAUGCAAAAGAAGCUGUUCAAAGUGGACCACCCGUUCGUGUUCUAUAUACGCAGCAGUCAGGCGGUAUUUUUCGCCGGACGCGUCGUAUGCCCCCCCAGUGAUCUGAAGAGAGACUCAAUUGCAUCACUGGACGACUCGAGUCGUGCUAGUUUAAGUCAAGAGAGUAAAUAAAAAUCAUUUGAGAAAA